AUGCUCACAAAUUCCACACCACGAACAUCUGGCCAAGUUUUCUAUAAUUACCCACUUCGGUUCAAGGACUCUGAAAACGGUACAGUUUACUCAUUCUCCACUACCUUCGUUUUUGCUAUUGAGUUUCAUAAUGGAACUUUUGGAGGAUAUGGAAUUGCCUUUGUUAUUUGUCCUACAAGAGGUUUGCCUCUUACUUUUCCACUAAGUUACCUUGGACUUUUCAACUUAACCAACUUGGGAGAUCCCAAAAAUCAUAUAGUAGCAAUUGAGCUUGAUACUACCUAUGAUGAAUCAUUGGGGGACAUAAAUGCUAACCAUGUAGGCAUUGACAUCAAUACCUUAGUUUCAGAUAAAGUUGCUUCAGCAAGUUAUUUCAAAGAUGAUGGUACAAUUAGAAACCUUACGCUUUCUAGUGGAGAUCUUAUGCAAGUUUGGAUUGAGUAUGACAACAAACUGAAACAGCUUAAUGUCACACUUCAUCCUCUUUUUGUCCCUAAGCCAAAGACUCCACUACUUUCUCUACAAAAGGAUCUUUCUCCAUAUUUUCUUGAGUAUAUGUACAUUGGCUUCACAUCAGCCACUGGGUCGCUAACUGCAUCUCAUUAUAUAUUGGAUUGGAAGUUCAAGAUGAACGGGCUGGUUUCAGAUAUAAACCCCUCUCGUCUUCCAAAAAUCCCAUCGUGGAAUCAGCCAAAGAGCCACCGUAUAAAGAAACUUUUAGCGAUCAUUUUGAGUGUCUUGGGCGUUACAAUCCUCGUCUUCUUGAUUUUUGGUUUAUGGAUCUUCUUGAAGCGGAAGAAGUUAAUGGAAGUUCUUGAAGACUGGGAGGUGCAGUUUGGUCCUCAUAGGUUUUCUUACAAAGAUCUACACAUUGCUACAAAGGGUUUUAAGGAUACUGAGCUUCUCGGUAAAGGCGGGUUUGGGAAAGUCUAUAAAGGUACAUUACCAGUUUCCAACAUAGAGAUCGCGGUGAAGAGAGUUUCUCACGAUUCAAGGCAGGGCAUGCGAGAGUUUAUUGCUGAGAUCGCAACCAUUGGGCGUCUCAGACACCCCAACUUAGUACGGCUCCAGGGUUACUGCAGACAUAAAGGUGAACUCUAUUUGGUGUAUGAUUGUAUGCCAAGAGGCAGCCUUGAUAAGUUCCUCUACCACCAACCGAUGGAAAGUCUUCAUUGGUCACAAAGAUACAAAAUCAUCAAAGACGUCGCUUCUGGGCUCUGCUAUUUGCACCAGCAAUGGGUGCAGGUCAUCAUUCACAGGGACAUCAAGCCAGCCAAUAUCCUUCUUGAUGGAAGUAUGAACGCUAAACUUGGUGACUUUGGUCUUGCGAAGCUAUGCGAUCAUGGGAUUGAUCCUCAGACCUCGCACGUGGCAGGUACGCUUGGGUAUAUCUCACCUGAGCUCUCAAGAACAGGAAAAGCAAGUACAAACUCUGAUGUAUAUGCAUUUGGAGUGGUCAUGCUGGAGAUUACAUGUGGACGCAAACCCAUCUUAUCACGAGCUUCACAAAGCAAGAUGGUUCUUACUGACUGGGUGCUAGAAUGUUGGGAGAACGGAGAUAUAAUGCAGGUUAUUGAUCAACGGAUUGGGAAUGAGUAUCAUGAGGAGCAAGUGGCACUGGUUUUGAAGCUCGGCUUACUCUGUUCGCAUCCAGUAGCAGCCAUCAGGCCAAGCAUGUCCGGGGUCGUUCAGUUCUUAGAUAAUGUGGCUCAACUUCCACAUAACUUACUUGACAUUAUGAAAGAUCAAGAAAGUAAAGGAGGCACUGAAGCCUCUGACGAAGCACCCAAUUCUCCUGCAUCCAACUCCAUUGCUCCGUUGACCUUUACAGAACCGUUUGUCUCUCGUGGGCGGUAA
Messenger RNA from Arabis nemorensis, 1857 nucleotides. NCBI's taxonomy places the organism in Eukaryota, Viridiplantae, Streptophyta, Magnoliopsida, Brassicales, Brassicaceae. The record is from the annotation of a GenBank genome assembly.